Didymodactylos carnosus is the source of this 744-nucleotide messenger RNA. Lineage: Eukaryota; Metazoa; Rotifera; Eurotatoria; Philodinida; Philodinidae. The record is from the annotation of a GenBank genome assembly.
AUGGUGUGCUCUACUGCAACAACAGCAAUAAUGAAUUUAAGAUUUUUGGAUCUGGAUAAUGAACCAUUGAAAAUGCUACUUCCGAUCGAAGACUAUCGAAAUUUUGCAUUGAUAUCAUUAGAAAAAGCUAACAUAGCCAAAAUCCUUCCUGAUGGUUUAACACAAGAUGAAUCCGCAGCUAUUCAACUAUAUACGCUUGAAUGGUAUCCUAGUGAUCGGAGUUUAUAUUAUCAAUUAAACCAAACACUACGUCUGGAAGAUCGUCAGCAAAUGAUACCAUGGUUCUCCUAUUUAAAAUUGUUCCUUGCAGCUUUAUUUAAAUUACCUAAUGUUAAAGCAACAGUAUGGCGUGGAGUUAAAAGUGAUUUAACUAGUCAGUAUCCAAAGGGUCGUAGAUGUACAUGGUGGGGAUUAAGUUCUUGUACUGAAUCAACUGAAGUUCUGAAACAACCACAGUUUCUUGGCACAACAGGGACGCUGUUUUCGAUUGAAUGUUUAAACAGCAAAAAUAUAAAGCAACAUUCAUAUUUCCAAACUGAAAGUGAAAUAUUAUUGAUGUCGGCUACAUAUCUGGAAGUUGUAAGCCAACUUAAUGGAGGUGCUGACGGGCUACAUAUCAUACAUUUAAAAGAAAUAAAGCCCCCACAUCCAUUACUUCAAUCGCCUUUUUGUGCUAGACAAACUACGAUUCAGUCGCAAAAUAUCAUUAAUAAAUCAGUUAAGUUACCAACCUGGAACCAGUGA